AGCUGGCCCGGCUCCACCAGAGAAGGAACCCCGCCGCCGCCCACCCGCGUCAGGGCCGCAGCCAUCCGCACCACUUCCUCCUUCCGCGAGCCCCGCCCGCCGUGGUUCGGCCGAGCGAGCUGUGUCGCGGCCCCCGCCAUCGUCCACCUGCGUGAGCGCCGCCAUCUCUGUCCGCCUUGUCACCUCCACUGCCUUCUGUCCACCAACGCCGCCCGGCGCUCAGGCAUCAGCUCCUCGCCUCCUCCCUUCCCUCCGGCAUCCCCUACCCGCGGCGCACGGGCACCACCAUCUUCACGGACGUCGCUCCUCUGUCCCCGUCCGUCCGUGCUGCGCCUCUCCUGCCCAGUCCUGCGACGCCCGGCGGCGGUUGUUGCUGAAGGAGUUGCGGCCGAGCGUGCCCGUGCGCAAGGUGACGGAGCCGCCCCUAUUGCUGCUGGCAUACUCCUCCGAUGAUGAGUGGAGCAACAAAGACUCCGUGCAGCCGUCUUGCGUGAAGGAGGCGCUCUUCGCUGUCGGCGUCAUCCUCCGACGGCGGAGGAGAAGAAGCUCCGUGCAGCUCACCCCUGCAGCCGCCAAAUGCACAUGGAACACCACAUCUUGUUGCCCCUUGCUGAUUCAAUCGGCCUCACCAAACGAGCUCGCAAGAAUCAGGAACAAUGCUUAUUGACAAUAUAUAUUGUUUUGCCAAAUGAACUAGCUCUAUCAGAAUAUUUAUUGUUUGUUUCCAAACCUGUCAAAAACCUGGAGGCUGUUUCCUAAUCACUCUAGGAGAUUUGGAUCCAAACAGUUAUUAGGUAUAUUUUGACACAGUUGUAUGGUCAAGGGACAUCGCAGCUCAGGGGAAUAAUUCCAAUUUUGAAAGAGAUGGAACCCAGAUUUGUGAUUUUUAUAAUGUUUUAAUGGUGCCUGCAUUAGUUGCUGUAUCUGUAAGUACAAAAUCCAGUAUACUAUGAGUUCCUUAGAGGUCUGGUGUGUGUGUUAUGUUGGUGUGCAUGCCUGUGUUUUUGAUAUACUGAAGGCUCCAGCGGCUUCCAGGUGGUGACUGACUGACUGUUGACAACGAUCAACAGGGGUGCUACUCUUGAGCUAAAUCAACCUUCUGCUGGAGAUAAGAAAGGCAGCUUAGGCUUUGCCCAGGCUCGAUUUAAUCCUUGGGUCCUCCACUGGGUAGGGCAAUCAGUAGCACUGUAUUCUGUUCCCUUAUACAGUGUAUUCAGAAUAAAAACAACAAUAUAUAGUGUAAUUACUAAAUAGAUACCAGCAGUGAAUGUUCAUUGUGAAAGGAGGCGGUGUCACUUAUUGAUGCAAUGAUGGAGGACGGCAUUGCACUGUACAGGGGAAAUUUCAACUCAAUUACUUGUUUGUAUUGCCGGAUAGAAUUUAAUCCAACAAACAAGACAAGGAUUGAUUAGCCUAUGAUCAUGAUUUGGCAAUGUAGGCUUGAAGUUGAAAAACAUAGAUAUACCAAUUUCUCAAUUUUGAAAGCAAGUCCUCCAAGGUCAGGGCCGACGGGGUAGCGCUAAAGGUCAGGUUUGAUCAUUUCUUUAGUUGCCGGUAUCUAAAAAUCAAUUGAUCUUGCACAUAUAAAUUAUUUUUCUUUCUGUCCAAAUGCAGAGGUUUACAGCUUCACAGAUCUUGUAAAAGAACUACUCAUUGAUUUGCUACUCAUCGAUUUGAUAUUCAGGCAUUUCAAAUUGUUGCCUUGUUUCAAUCGAAUUGGGUGCAAUUGGUUGAUAAGGUGUAACAUUAGACUAAUUUUAGUGUUAUUAAGAUGUAAACCACUCCAGCCGUAUAUGCAAUUUGAUUUGGAUUCAACCAAAUAUGACAUCCAUUUGACUCUGAAUCAUGCAGUGUGGAGUGUAUGCCUCCUAUGCUUACCACUCCCUCUUCGCCUACUUCGACCGUGACAACGUCGCUCUCAAGGGAUUUGCCAAGUUCUUCAAGGAAUCAAGUGAUGAGGAGAGGGAGCAAGAUGAAAAGCUCAUGAAGUACCAAAACACACGUGGAGGGAGGGUGAGGCUCCAGUCCAUUGUCACACCCUUAACAGAGUUCGACCACCCUGAGAAAGGCAAUGCUUUGUACGCUAUGGUGCUGGCUCUAGCUCUGGAAAAGCUGGUUAAUGAGAAGCUGCACAACCUGCACGCUGCAAGUUGCUUUCACAUGCUUAUUCACAGAGAAGUGGCCACAAGGUAAAAUGAUCCUCAGCUGACAGACUUCAUCGAGAGUGAAUUCCUUACGGAUCAGGUCGAAGACAUCAAGAAGAUCUCCAAGUAUGUUGCCCAGCUGAGGAGAGUGGGCAAGGGGCCCGGUUAGUAUGUUGUUCAACAUCAUGAUUUUGUUGAGAUGUAUAUGAUUUGAGUGCAGGGGUGUGGCACUUUGAUCAGAAGCUGCUUGAGGAAGAGGUCUGAAGGAAGGAAACAACAGUGGAGUAGGGUUGGAAGGUGCUCAAGGAAAGAGAAGUUUACUGAUAUCAGCAUUUAUAUUUGUCGCUACCUUUGAGAGGAAAGAUGUUAAUAUAUAAAUUAAAUGGUGUAAAUUAAAUGGCUGUAAUAGAAUGGUACUUACGGACGGUGUUUUCUAGCCAGCUCGUGCGCACACGGGUUGAUUUACUAUUUAA
Molecule: messenger RNA, 2617 nt
Organism: Setaria italica (foxtail millet)
Lineage: Eukaryota; Viridiplantae; Streptophyta; Magnoliopsida; Poales; Poaceae
Product: ferritin-1, chloroplastic-like
Exons: 8
Coding region: 1846-2193 (115 amino acids)
Biological process (GO): intracellular iron ion homeostasis; iron ion transport
Cellular component (GO): cytoplasm
Molecular function (GO): ferric iron binding; ferrous iron binding
Source: RefSeq, a predicted model, not a curated record